AUGGCGGCCACGGCAGGUGGGCCUCUAUCAGCGUUCCAGUCGCCGACGUUUGAUCGCGAUGUCGAGGUCAAAGUAGAUGACGAGAUUGGCGCUGCCAGCAUAAGCCCAGCAGGCCGCGACAUCGUCCUUGCCAGCAAGAGCGGCCUCCGCAUCAUUGACUUGGACAAUCUUUUUUCGUUACCUCGUUUCAUUCCAAACCAAUCGUCGUGGGAUGUCGCUGAUGUGCAGUGGUCACCCUUUGCGGCACGCGCAGAAUGGAUUGCUACUACCCGCAAUCAGCUCGCGCUCGUAUACAAUCUCUCCAUGCCGUACAACAGCAAGAAAGCACCCAUUGAAUACACGCUACGCGCCCAUGAACGCGCCAUCACAGACAUCAAUUUCUCUGCCCAUCAUCCAGACUUACUCGCGACAUGUGGAGUUGACAGCUUCGUCUUCAUACAUGACCUCCGGAGUAGGCAAGCCCCGUUGAAGCUCGCCGACUAUACGGCUGGAGCAACCCAAGUCAAAUGGAAUCGCCAGAAUGACAAAAUUAUUGCCAGCGCCCACGACAAGUACCUCCACAUCUGGGAUACUCGCCAUGGAGCGACUCCCCUCUCGACCAUUGCCGCCCAUACCACCAAGAUCUACGGUAUUGACUGGAACCGCAACGACCCAAGCAAAAUCAUGACAUGUUCUUUGGACGCGACCAUCAAGCUUUGGAGCAAUGUAGGAAGGUCUGAUCAUAUCACUGCCCCCCGGCGCGUCAUCCGCACUCACUAUCCUGUAUGGCGAGCGCGCCACACACCCUUUCCUCACGGCAUUCUUGCCAUGCCGCAACGAGGUAAUUCGAAUCUUUGGUUAUACAAGCAUGUCAACGAUAGCGAUGCGUCAACCUUUAAUAAUGAGCCAGUUCACGCCUUUCAAAAGCAUGAUUCUGAUGCUCAAGUCCGCGAGUUCCUAUGGCGUUCUCGUGGCUCUACUGACUACGGCAUCGAUAAUCGUGACUUCCAGUUGAUUUCUUGGGGGACCGACAGGCGCCUACAACUUCAUCACCUCGAUCCCAAGCUUCUCGAAAAGGCUGUCGGCUAUCGAAAAGGCGAACGUCUUGUCGAAGAGCCCAGUGCGACGCGUAGAGGGGCUACCUAUGUAUCUUAUCGCGAUGGUCCUAUUCCUACUACUACUGCAGGUGAUCGGGACUACUUUGGUCCACCACGCCAACAACGGAAAGGGAAUUUGUCAACCUUGCUGCAGAACUACUCCCUCAACGAAGACGUUCAUACUUCUCGCUUUCCUGGACAAACACACGCCAAGAUACAUCCAGAGAUAGUGCAGAGAGAGACCAUGACUGCCCAGCCCAUUCGCCGCAACGACCCACGUGUUGUUAACCACAUCACUUGGAUCAACGGAGUCAAAUUCGGGGGUGAUCGUCACAAUAAUGUCAAUGAUAUUCACGCUCGGCCCAACCAGCAGGAUCUUGGCGAGAAGUACCCGUACCAAGAGCAGAAUGACCUCGGUGCUGAGAUAUCAUAUGUCGGCAACAAAUACAAGAAGCUCGCUUUUGAAGAGAUUGACGUGCCGGGUCGCUACAUCAAGGUCUCGUUCAACGGGCCCUGGGGUGACCACGAUCCUGCAACUGAUGGCGCAAAGCUUGUGUUUCUUCGAUUUACUAUCAGGUUUCCGUCUGCUUAUCCCAAAGCUGUUGAAAAUGGGCAGCCCGAUUCCAUUCGCCACAGGAUACCAACCCCACUAGAUAUUGAAUUCGAGAGGACAACGGCAUCCAUCAGCAAAGAACACCAAGAAGAACUAGUCCACAAUAUGCAUCGUAUCGCUGCUACCUGUGCUGAACAGGAACGCGAGGCUCUGGAGGCAGUACUCUCGUAUGCUUUGGGAGAGCGCGCUUUGGACGAUAGCCUGGACCUGGGCGAAGACGUUGAACCACUCGAAGAUCUUGGACCCUUGCCUGGAGAAAGUUCCAGCGAAGACGAGGAUCACGAGGGCGAGUUUACUGAUGACGUGAUGCAAUCCUCUCAUAUGAACGCUGACAUUCCCCUUCCCAUUCAGUGUACUGCCCGGUUCUCAGCCGAUGGGUCCCUUGUGGUUGCAAGGAUACCACCAGUAAAAUCAAUGCCUGGCUCAGAGGUGUUCAGAUUUCAGAUUGCGAGAAAUCUUCGCCAAAGUGGCCUGAAGAACGAUAUCUUUGACUCUUUUGGUCGCUUUACUUCCCGUCGUGCUGAGGAUUCAGAUGGAGCGUCGUCUCCAUCCUCUUCUGUUGGUUCUUGGGAAACUUCUUCCACUCCGUCGUCUUCUUCUGGGUCUGAUCAUGACGGGAGUGCACGUAUUGGCAACUUUCAGCCUCCUCUGGCUUGGCAGAAAUCUAUUUCUCGCUUUCAGUCACGGAACUCGUUGCCUUCUUCGGGUGGUGUGGCAAAACAGCCAUCCAAGACCAAAUCUACAGUGUCGAUCCUGUUCUCGGCUACAGAUGACAUGGUUCCGAGCAAGCGUGUACUUGCGGAGGAAUAUCGCAUUUUUGGCCCUGGGCCCAUCAUUUGCGAGCACAACUCUGAAGUAGCAAGAAGUCAUGGAUUCGAGGAUCUUGCCGAUAUCUGGAUGCUUUUUAAACUAAUUUUGAGCAAUGAAGUACCUGUGGAGAUACUUCCUCAACAAUAUCGGAGAGACCAGGUCCUUGUGCUGGCCCGAAGGGCUCUUGUAAGGAUCAAACGUAAAGACAGUGGGCUCGACCUCGCGUUUGACGAGUCAGAAAGCGUGACCAACCCUCAGCUGAAUGCUCGAGUCAAGUGGGGUCAUCAUCCUAUCGUCACUUGGCUGAUACCUGCACUUUUUGACCACUUUGAACGCCUGGCAGAUGUUCAGAUGCUUGCUAUGUUGUCUUGUAUAUUUGCGGAACCUGCUACGCGCGAAGGUGUGACCUCAGCCAUGGCUAAAAUGCGGCAAUCUCAGCUCCCUAUGUCUAUGGAAGCACCGGCGUUCUCUCUAGACUACUUCCCCUCGUCGGACGCGGCAUGGAGUUUGUUCAAGCCCACGAUUUCCAUCCCACCUACGCCUUCGUAUUCCCGCUUUGCAACCCCGGUCAAUGAAUCUGGUUCCCAGAGAUCCGUUAAGAAUCUCGAUAUCUACGGAAGUCAUGGGAGUUCGAACGGGCCAUGGAGUAGCGACGCAUUCCAUUCGGACCCCGUUACACCCUACUCGACUGGCAACACGCCACCUCUCUUGUCUCAAAUACCUCCAAUUAGAAAUGCUUAUACAGCAAAUCACACUCCAUAUGGAACAUCGCCAGAGAAUAGCCAUACAGCUCAUAAGAAGAGCUCGACUGCAAACUUUGCGAGUGCUGUAGCAGCAUUGUCACGGCCUUUUUCGAAUGCAAUGUCUUCGUCGCCUCCGGUCAGGUCACGGAUCGAAGAUCUCUCUACAUCUGCGCCGACUAGUGGGGUGACUUGGGGAACAACGACAUUCUAUGGAAGUGACUCUCAUGACCAAAACAGCAUGGCAGCUCCACGCACAAAGCAAGGAAAGCGCGCAAGCUUCGGACAGUCUGAGCACGUCGAUAUCAACUAUAUUGGCGAAUCCGACUCGGACUACGAAAAGGUGGAUGAUGAAGGCAGCUACGCCACGACAGGUGUCAAAGAACGCAAUGUGCCCGGCACGCCUCGAGAGGGCGAUGGUGGCAGGGCUAUCAAGGUUACACUAAAAAACCAAGACCAGUUCGAUGAUGAGGCAUGUUUCAGCCGGCCGUUACUAGAUGCAAGUAAAGAUUGGCUACAUCGUGUCUGGCGAGAGCAGUAUGCUGAGAUGCUGAAUCGGUGGGGCCUAGUCAGUGCUCGAGCUGAAGUACUCAAGUUUAAUGGGCUUGUUUCGUACUUUCCAGUCGAGUAUUCUCGUACCAGCUCAAAGUCUGGCUCGAUUUCACUUGCGAUCAAACGGUCUAGCGAUGACGAAGAAGAGGAGGAGGAGGAUGAGAAGAUAGCUCAACGCGUAUCAAGGGCCUCAACAACAUUAGUGCCUCCAACGCCCACUACGGUGCAAUCGAAGCGCCUAUCUACUGCAUCUCCAAAGCACUUCUCCUUCAAUCCAGAGGCUACAGAGUUCCAGCCCAGCACCAUAACAAACAUCCUGUCGGAAGAACAGAUAGCGGACCUACCCAUGGAUGCAUUCAUUCCUCCGGAGCAAUACUUGCGUCUCUCGAUACCAGUUCGCACGCCCACUGCAGAGCUUGACGAGAGCCUUGCUGGACUAAGCACAUCACCUGCUCAGUCCAAACUGCAACCGCCCCCAAGCCGGUCCAGCAGACCAAGCCUCUCACGAGGCACAUCCAACGUCUCCGGCGGUUCAUCGUGGCGCGAAAGCCGCCCAGCCCCCACCGUCAGCACGGAAAUCUCCAAGCCCGCAGAGGUGGAAACCACCUACAGCUGCAGCAUCUGCUGGAUCCGCGUCUCCGGCCUCUUCAACCUAUGUCCCGCGUGCGGCCAUGUUGCACACAUGGACUGCAUGGGCGACGAAAUCGGCGUUGACGAAGGCGAGUGCAUCGUCGGCUGCGGUUGCGGCUGCGGCCUCGAAGACGACGACGAGCGCUCCAGAAUGGAAGCGUACAUCGAGGGUGUCCGCGCCGCGCACGCUGAAGGCAGCGCCUGGGAAGACGGCAGUGAGUGGAUGCCCAGCGGCACCACGACGCCUGCGCUGUAUCCUGAGAGUGCGUACGGUGAUUUCAUGACGGGUGGCGCGAGUAAGAUGAUGGGGAGUGAGGAUAGGAAGAGGGAGAGAGCGACCGGGGUGGGGCGCAGAGAUGUGGUGAGUCCUACGCCUACUAAGACGAAGAAGAAGAGUAAGAAGAAGGUUAGGGCUUCGGGGUUGAGUUAUUAUUGA
Molecule: messenger RNA, 4857 nt
Organism: Bipolaris victoriae FI3
Lineage: Eukaryota; Fungi; Ascomycota; Dothideomycetes; Pleosporales; Pleosporaceae
Exons: 1
Coding region: 1-4857 (1618 amino acids)
Molecular function (GO): protein binding
Source: RefSeq, a predicted model, not a curated record